Messenger RNA from Serpula lacrymans var. lacrymans S7.9, 3483 nucleotides. RefSeq lists its product as uncharacterized. The coding region runs from base 1 to 3483 and encodes 1160 amino acids. The record is from RefSeq and is a predicted model, not a curated record. NCBI's taxonomy places the organism in Eukaryota, Fungi, Basidiomycota, Agaricomycetes, Boletales, Serpulaceae. The transcript has 15 exons.
AUGGAGGACUUCAACAAUAUUCCAGUAGCCGCAGGCUUCAGCCAGGUACCAUAUACUAAGCAUCAAAAAUUGUGCUUGAGGGGGAAAAAACGGCUCUCAGGAGCCCUGACCAGGGCAAAGGAAGCCUUUAACAACAAGAAAUGCCAGUUAGAAUUCCAGUCAAGCCAUGUCACACUGGAGUUCAAAGGAACUUCAUUGGAACAAGUAGAUGGCAGCAGGGGUCUGGGGGAGCCCAGUAAUCUUGCCAGUGGUCCUGCCUUUGAAUCACUUCAAUCCAGCUCCUCUGAUACAAACCCAGUGUCUCCUCUUCCUUUAUGUACCGCUCUAUUAUCCCAAUCAUCCAACCCGACCAUCUCAGUUCUCGAAGCCGAUAAUUCUCAUCUUAAACCAUUCACUGUGAAUGGUAGCUCUCACCCUCCAGCUAGUACAUGCAUGCAGUCCAUUCGUGAUCGUGUCAAGAGAUUUUUUAACACACCACGGAACAUGUUUGGACUAUUUCGCCGAUUUCACAGAGAGGAGCUACCAUCACAUGACCCUGAGGACUCAGAAGACUCGGAUACCUCGGAAGACACGCCCACUCCAUUUCGAGUUGAAGGACAUAGUGAUCAUUCUUUCAGCCCGUACCCAAACAAAAGUUGCUUCCGUCUGGGAGACUGGUAUUGGAAUUAUAGUGUUCAGAAGUCGCAGAAAUCUUUCAGGCAGCUCAUUGAUAUCAUUGGAAACCCAUCUUUUUGUCCUGAAGACAUUCAAAGUGUGAAGUGGAGCAAAAUCAACAAGGACUUGGGCCUCAAUAAUCUCAAUGGUGAAUGGCUGGAUCAGGAUGCAGGCUGGCAAAAAACACCUGUAACCAUUUCAGUUCCAUUUCAUAGCAGAUCAGCGGACCCUGGGACUCAUGACCAUCAUGUUACUGAUUUGUUCCAUCAUUCACUUAUUCAGAUCCUUCGCAAUAAGCUCACAAACCCUCAUGAUGACCAGCUUUUUCAUUAUGAGCCAUACAAACUAUUCUGCCAUCCAAGUGAUCAAUUGCACGAAGCUCGAGUCCACAGCGAGGCUUAUACUUCAGACACAUUUCUGAAAACUCAUUAUGAACUUCAAGAAUCCCCACCACAGCCCGGGUGCAACCUUCAACGUGUGGUGGCUGGUUUUAUGUUUUCGUCAGAUUCCACCCAACUUACUUCCUUUGGUAAUGCAAAACUUUGGCCGCUAUCAUGCACCAAAUUCUCAUCUUCAACACCACUUUAUGUUUAUUUUGCCAAUGAAUCCAAGUAUUGUUGCGCCAAAUCAUCCUGUCACUUGUGCAACCAUGCAGUCUAUUUUCAAUCCCUCCCAGACAGUUUCAAAGAUUUUGCAAAGACUCACACCAGCAACAGCAAGCUUACUAGCACCUUCAUGACACAUUGUCAGUGCAAGUGUUUUCAUGCACAAUGGUGUAUUCUACUUGAUGAUGAAUUCCUAUAUGCAUAUCAGCAUGGUGUCAUCAUCAAGUGUUGUGAUGGCAUUGAUCGUCGAUUUUAUCCCCACAUCCUAAUAUAUUCGGCAGAUUACCCUGAAAAGAUACUAAUAGCGAGUAUAAAAAACCUUGGAAACUGUCCCUGUCCUCGGUGUUUAACACCUAUGACUUUGGUUCCCAAUCGGAAGAAGGUUGCAGUUGCUUGUGAUUUGAUUGACAAGAAGAAUUAUGCUGUGAACAGCAACAAAGUUAAUGGAUUCCUGAUGGCCAAAUCCUUAUUUCUAACUUUGAAAGCAUUCUCCCACAGGCUGGGUCCAUUGGGUUUCAAUGUAUAUUUGAUGUUUGUUGUCAAUUUUAUGCAUGAGGUCGAGCUAGGGGUGUGGAGGUCCCUUUUUGUCCAUGUUCUAUGGAUAUUAGAUACCGUCAAUGGGGGGCUCUUAGAUAGAAUGGAUCUAAGAUAUCGCCAGAUCCCAACUUACAGAAGUGAUACUAUCCGGCAAUUCACAACUAACACAUCUGAAAUGCGGAGAGUGACAGCCCACCAUCUUGAAAACUUGCUACAGUGCGCCAUUCCUGUAUUCAAUGGCUUAAUUCUGGAACCACACAACACUCAAAUAUUGAGCUUGCUACUCUGCAUAGCUCCUUGGCACGGUUUAGCUAAACUAUGCAUACAUACUGACAAUACUCUGAAAAUACUAGAUGCAGUAACUAAAAGUCUAGGUGAUAAAUUGCAUAGAUUUGCUGCAAAUACUUGCUCUGCCUUCUGUACUAGGGAACUCCGGGGCAAAGCCGAUGCACAAAGGCGCCGUCAAAUCCAGCAAGGCACUGACAUUCAGUUGACAUCAUCAGGAGCCGCCCAAAAACCCAAGACAUUCAACCUACAAACCUAUAAACUCCAUGCGCUUGGGAAUUAUCCUGCACAAAUCAGGUUCUUUGGCACUACAGACUCCUAUUCUACUGAGCCCAUAAAGCACUGGACAGGGAAGUCUAGAUACAAAAAAACCAGCAAGAAAACCUACACUGAACAGCUUACUCACAUUGAGCGUCGGGAGGCCCAUAUACAUCUCAUGUGCCAGAAGCUCGGCAUGUCUUCUGAGGAUUGUGCUGUCGCUGCUGAUCAGGAGGCCAGCACUCUUGAUGACCAUCAUCACAUAGGGAAGUCUCAAAAUUCACCUUUGCACAUCACAUUCCCCUCCAAAAUGUACUCCCGCGAUCCAGCUUGCACGGAUUUUGUACCAAACCUCAAGGUUCACUUACCCCAUUGUAUGCAAUCAACUCUUCUCGCUCCUAUUGUUUCCAAGUGUCACCUUAAUGAUCCCUCACCAAACCAGCAACCUUCCAUUCAAGUCAUAUUAAAAAAUGACAGAAUAUAUACUCACAGCAUCUUUUGCAUCAACUACACAACAUACAACAUCCGCCGAGCACAAGAUGUUGUUAACCCACGCAUGGAUCAUUGCAAUAUCAUGUUACUAGCUCCUCUGGAUGGAUUUGACACCAAUCUGUGGUACGAAUUGUGCGGUCCUUUGGACAGAGAAACAGACUCAGGCUGGUACAAACUCAACAUGCUAUGUUUUGUUCCCAUGGCUGAAGAUGAUGCUUUUGGCUUCGUCAACCCAGCCAAUGUUCUGCGGAGCUGCCACCUAGUACCAGCAUUUCAUGAAGGGAAAUUACAUCCCAAUGGAAUCAGGAUGUCCAAAUUUGCUCAGGAUGCACAAGAUUGGUGUUAUGCACAAAAAACCUACCAAUAUGUUUCUUACAGGUUUGUAGAUCGAGACAUGAUGAUGCAGUAUCAUUGGGGCUUGGGGAUCGGCCACACAUAUGCCCGCGUCAAUUACCAGUCAGAUCAGCUUGAUAAAGAUAACGGGGAGGACAGUGAUGUAUUUAUUGAAGAGGACGUCAAUCUAGAAUUCACACUGCAAGACUGUGAAGGUGAAGACUUUGGCUACAAUCAAGACUCAGAUGAGGACUCGGACACUGACAAAUUGUUACUGGAUCUAGAUGGGACAGAUGUAGUAGGAUACAAUUAUGAUUAG